AUGACUGGACGCGGCAAAGGAGGCAAGGGUCUCGGCAAGGGCGGUGCCAAGCGUCACCGCAAGAUUCUACGCGACAACAUCCAGGGCAUCACCAAGCCCGCCAUACGUCGUCUUGCCCGCCGUGGCGGUGUCAAGCGUAUCUCCGCCAUGAUCUAUGAAGAAACCCGUGGUGUCCUCAAGACCUUCCUGGAAGGUGUCAUCCGCGAUGCUGUCACAUACACUGAGCACGCCAAGAGAAAGACAGUCACGUCGCUGGAUGUUGUCUACGCCCUGAAGAGACAAGGACGUGAGUUUUUAUCCCUGUUUCGGUUACUGGCUGUUUUCGACUUUGUAUCUGACUGUGACUCCCUUUUCAAGGCACUCUCUACGGUUUCGGUGGAUAAACAACCAACCUUUUUCUCUCCAACCAUUACAUUCCUCUGCCUUUAA
Messenger RNA from Paracoccidioides brasiliensis Pb18, 429 nucleotides. Its product is annotated as histone. The coding region runs from base 1 to 429 and encodes 142 amino acids. Gene Ontology annotation, molecular function: DNA binding; protein heterodimerization activity; structural constituent of chromatin. Gene Ontology annotation, cellular component: nucleosome. The transcript is spliced from 2 exons. The record is from RefSeq and is a predicted model, not a curated record. Gene Ontology annotation, biological process: nucleosome assembly.